CAUUCGUUGAAUUUUAAUUUUCAUCUUAAAUUGAUUGAUUUGGUUUCCCUGCAACUUUUUGGGUACUAGCCUGAAGUCGAGCAGGAAACAAAAUUUAAAUUUCGUAAAACAUUUUGGAUAUCCUCAAUGCAGUCCGAAUAAGCAUAAGUAAGACAUGAUUACAGAACUCCAGCAAUCAUACAAGGUUGACCUUUAUCCGGAUUAUUUGAUUCAAGUUGCUUUAUGCAAUAAUGUUACAAAUACCAGUUAUUUGCGUGAAAAAUGCCUCAAAGGUGAAUUUAAUUGUGCUAUUCUUAGCACUGCUCUUAUACCUGAUAUUUUUCCUGUUCUAAUUUCUUGUAACAAAUCAGUUCACUGCUUUACAGAAUCCUCUAUGAAAACGCGUAAUAUACACACUGAAAUUAUGUUAAAUUUGUCAUCUUCAAAUAGUAUCAAAGAUUCCUUAAAGUUAUUCGGCGCCAAUGAUACCGACUCUAAACUUCUUUUUGUGAUGGUAUCUAAAAAAGAAGAGCAAGAUAAAUUUUGUGAAAUUUUAAAUGAAAUAAAAGGUAAUUUUGUUGUUGUUUCUGAAUUAUCAAACAUGUGUGAUUAUAACAGUACAAAAAAACAUUACAAGAUUUCCGAUGACGAGUUGUCAGCUAGUAAUUUUAAAAACGCCAUUUCUAUGAGAAUUGCUUCAAAAGAUGUCUAGCUUUGAUUUUUCAAAAAAUGUUGCCCUGGUUUAUUGAAGAUGUCUAACCUCGGUGUUACUGAUAAAGAUCAUUAGAGAUUAGUGUAAGGAUUAAAGCAUGAUUAUAUUACCAUGUCACUAUUACAUUCUAUUAAAUUACUAAAAGUUUUGUUGACGUUUAUUUCAAUUUUUAUUUUACUUUUGUUUUUAUUUGUACUGUUGAUAUUUGACAAACUAUUUUGAGCUUUCUAUA
Messenger RNA from Hydra vulgaris (swiftwater hydra), 923 nucleotides. RefSeq names its product EKC/KEOPS complex subunit TPRKB. Gene Ontology annotation, biological process: tRNA threonylcarbamoyladenosine modification. Gene Ontology annotation, cellular component: nucleus; EKC/KEOPS complex; cytosol. Lineage: Eukaryota; Metazoa; Cnidaria; Hydrozoa; Anthoathecata; Hydridae. The record is from RefSeq and is a predicted model, not a curated record.